GUAACCAUUUUGAAAUCCAAAAUGGGGUGAGAGUGCGAAGGAAUACGAGUGAGAGUGUAAAGGAGUGUGUGGAUGAGAGAAGGAGAGUGAGGGGGAGUGAGAAAGGGAUUCCUGCAUCUCCUAUAAUGGAAACUCGCGUAAUUUUCAUAAUGCAAUCGAACCAUAACCCUUCGCUAAAACUUGUCUUCAAAACAGACUGCCAUAUUUA
Messenger RNA from Acaulospora morrowiae, 208 nucleotides. The record is from the annotation of a GenBank genome assembly. NCBI's taxonomy places the organism in Eukaryota, Fungi, Glomeromycota, Glomeromycetes, Diversisporales, Acaulosporaceae.